Molecule: messenger RNA, 1796 nt
Organism: Musa acuminata AAA Group (dessert banana)
Lineage: Eukaryota; Viridiplantae; Streptophyta; Magnoliopsida; Zingiberales; Musaceae
Product: protein ABCI12, chloroplastic-like
Exons: 10
Coding region: 25-1269 (414 amino acids)
Cellular component (GO): chloroplast
Source: RefSeq, a predicted model, not a curated record
UUUCACCCGCGCAGAAGCAACAGGAUGACGUCGCGGCUCCACCACGCCAUCCCUCUCCAAUCCUUCCCUCGCCGGGCUCCAUCGUCCUCUUCUCCUCCUCGGACUCGUCUGCGUCUUCCGCAGCCGUUCGUUCCUCAUCGUCGCCGCGCCACCACAAUCCUCCUCAUCCCAUGGCGCCCCCCCGUGACGUGGAUGGGGAGGAGGAGGAGGAGGAGGACCGCCCCUGUCAGCUGCACGGUGGCCGAGCGAGAUGGCGAAGACGGCACCGGACGAGGGGGAACAGCAAAAUCGGCAGCAGAAGCAGCUGCAAGAUGGGCGUCGUUGAUCCCCCGCGGUGUCGGCGUCGCCCCCGAGAGGAUUCUCAGGCUCAUUUCUGGGGCCACUUCUAGCCCCAUCGGCCAGUUCAUCGAGUCCCCCCGCACCUUCCUCCACUCCGUUGAUCCCCGUAUCAAAUUGGUGUGGCUGUUGGUUCUCGUUGUCUUACCAGCAAGAUCACAUAUCUACAUGCGCCUUGGUUUGGUUUUGUACAUCACCCUACUGUCAAUUUGCAUCCUUCCAUCUCGUAUUUGGACGGAUCAAUUGGGCAGAGUGGCCUUGCUAUCAGGAAUUUUAUUUGUCAUGUUGGGAUUUGGUUCUGACAGUGUGCCCUCACUUGUCCAGUUGAGAACUCCUCCCCCAUCAAUCACAGGAUUGUCAAAUGUUCCAUCAUCAUUGAGUGGUUAUUCAUAUAUUAUCACGAAGCUAGGUCCACUGCAAUUGACAAGGAAAGGCCUGUCAGUGGCUAGUACAUCUGCUUGUUUAUCCUUUACUAUCUUCCAAAGUGCUAGUCUAUGUCUGACAACAACACCACCCGAGCAACUUGCAUCUGCACUGCGAUGGUUUAUGGUUCCCUUGGCUCUAGUUGGUGUUCCUGUGUCUGAGAUAAUACUUACUCUACUGCUUUCUUUGAGAUUCAUCAGUCUUGUCUUCGAUGAGGUACGAAAUACUGCACUAGGCGUUAUUGCACGCCGGAUAAGCUGGCAUCAAUUAACACUAAUGGAAACAUUCGAUGUUUUCUUUUUGUACAUCCGCCGGAUCUUCAAAAAUAUAUUUAACCAUGCUGAGCAAAUUUCCAAGGCGAUGAUCGCUAGAGGUUUCUGUGGUGACAGCAACAUGCACAAGAUCUACCUCGUCACUGAUUUCUCACUUGGCUUUGUAGAUUUUGUCUCCAUUCUUUCUCUUCUCAGUCUAAUCGGUGCUGCGGUCCUGUCCGAACAGCUCCUAGUUUAAUGUAUGGUUUUUGGUGUAGAGAGGAUAAUCUAUAUCCAGCAGGCCUCACGAAGUUUCCAACAUCGACGACUGAAACAUGCAUGUUACAUCGUCAUCAGGGAUGCAGGUAUGAAAUGAUACAAGAUGAUGAUGCAUAAUAAUUGGACGAAUUAAUACGGAAGACAAUCGGUCUCAUAGUCCAAGAAAGCAUGAGUUACUCUGGUGAUACUUGCAAAUCGUCCUGGCAUGAGUUGUGUAAUCUACAGAGUUGCUGCUGUGGAAGGCCUAAUGCUUGUAGAUUAGGGCAUAGGGAUGCACAAUGGGUUCGAGGACAUUAAGGUUUUAGUUGUGUCAUCUCAAGCUCUUAUGAUCUGAUGAAUGAAUUGACAACGACAUAGGGAAGAUAGAUGAUGAACUCCCUCGUUUGUCCCUUGUUAUUUUUUUAAAUUUAUUAUUAAACUGCAAGGAAUUUCUUUGGCCAAAAUUAACUUGGCAAAAACAAUUUGUUCAACUUCUAUGAAAUUUCAUGAAUAUCAUGAUGCACAAAA